CUACUUCCACGUCGGCGUUUUCAUGUUGUCGGCAUAAAAACAACCGAUUUAUUUCCACAUUUUGUGCCGUAUUUCGAUAGGUCAUCCAUAAACUGACUUGUUAUUUGGAAACGUAAUAUGUUAACGAAGUUCGAAACGAAAUCUGCGAGGGUGAAAGGUAUUUCCUUUCACCCGAAGCGUCCCUGGGUUCUUGCAAGUCUCCACAACGGUAUUGUGCAGCUAUGGGAUUACCGCAUGUGUACUCUGAUUGACAAGUUUGAUGAGCAUGAUGGUCCCGUCAGAGGCAUUUGUUUCCAUCAGCAGCAGCCGCUGUUUGUCUCGGGAGGAGACGACUAUAAGAUCAAGGUUUGGAACUAUAAGCAGAGGAGAUGCAUCUUUACAUUGCUGGGACAUCUCGAUUAUAUCAGGACGACCACAUUUCACCAUGAAUAUCCAUGGAUCUUGAGUUCAUCCGACGAUCAGACAAUCCGCAUCUGGAACUGGCAGUCAAGAAGCUGUGUCUGUGUUUUGACGGGGCACAGCCAUUAUGUGAUGUGUGCCCAGUUCCACCCAACCGAAGAUAUGGUGGUGUCAGCAUCUCUGGAUCAAACCGUGCGAGUUUGGGACAUCUCUGUUGCAGUUCAGAAAUUCUCUGGCUUGAGGAAGAAGAACGUGUCACCUGGACCUGGUGGCUUGGAGGACCACCUGAAGAACCCCAAUCAGACGGACCUGUUCGGCACCUCUGAUGCGAUUGUCAAGCAUGUCCUGGAAGGUCAUGACCGUGGAGUGAACUGGGCCUGCUUCCACCCAACGCUGCCAUUGAUUGUCUCGGGGGCAGAUGAUCGACAGAUCAAGCUGUGGAGAAUGAAUGAGAAAGGUAACCAAGAGUGCCCCAAAGGGUUGGGCCCUGAAACCUGGGCGAGGAGAGAGGCGAAAGCUUGGGAAGUGGACACCUGUCGCGGUCAUUACAACAACGUAUCAUGCGCCAUCUUUCAUCCUCGUCAGGAACUGAUUGUCAGUAACUCGGAGGAUAAGAGUAUUCGUGUGUGGGACAUGUCCAAGAGAACUGGUGUGCAGACGUUCAGACGUGAACAUGAUCGCUUCUGGAUUCUCGCCGCCCACCCGACUCUCAAUCUGUUCGCCGCUGGUCACGACAACGGUAUGAUCAUCUUCAAGCUGGAGCGCGAGCGGCCUGCAUUCGCCGUCAACCAGAACAUCUUGUACUAUGUAAAGGAACGGUAUCUGAGGAAGCUGGACUUCACCACGUCCAAGGACACGGCCGUUAUGCAGCUCAGAGGUGGCUCACGGACUCCUGUCUUCAGCAUGUCCUACAACCCGGCUGAGAAUGCUGUCCUCCUCUGCACGAGAGCGGGCAAUGUUGAGAACAGCACAUAUGACUUGUAUCAGAUUCCCAAGUCUUCAGAUUCACAGAACCCAGAUGGCCUGGUGCCUUUUGGACAGUCACCAGAUAAAUCAUCCCCUGAGGGGAAGCGCUCGUCGGGCCUGACGGCUGUUUGGGUCGCAAGGAACAGAUUUGCCGUUCUUGACCGAACACAUACAAUUGUGAUCAAGAAUCUGAAGAAUGAGAUCACCAAGAAGGUGCAGGCCCCCAACUGUGAGGACAUCUUCUACGCCGGUACUGGCUGCCUCCUACUCAAGGACAGUGAUGGCAUUACACUGUUUGACGUCCAGCAGAAAAGGUCUCUUGCCAGUGUAAAGGUGACCAAAGUGAAGUAUGUGGUCUGGUCAGCCGACGUCCAGUUUGUGGCUCUGCUCAGCAAGCACGGCAUCACAAUCUGUAACCGCAAGAUGGAGAACCUGUGUACCAUUCAUGAGAAUAUCCGUGUGAAGAGUGGUGCGUGGGAGGAGUCUGGCGUGUUUGUCUACACGACCAGUAACCAUAUCAAAUAUGCUCUCAUCAAUGGAGACCACGGGAUCAUCCGUACCCUGGACCUGCCCAUCUACAUCACCAGGGUGAAAGGCAACAGCAUCUACUGCUUGGACCGCGAGUGCCGCCCCCGUGUCCUGGGAAUCGAUCCCACUGAGUUCAAGUUCAAGUUGGCUCUCGUCAACAGGAAAUAUGAUGAGGUUCUGCACAUGGUGCGCAAUGCCAAGUUGGUCGGCCAGUCAAUCAUCGCCUACUUGCAGAAGAAGGGCUACCCAGAGGUGGCGCUACACUUCGUUAAGGACGAGAAGACACGGUUUGGACUUGCCUUGGAGUGUGGCAAGAUCGAUAUUGCCCUUGAUGCGGCGCGUGCCCUCGAUGACAAGAACUGUUGGGAGAAGCUGGGAGAGGUGGCGCUACUGCAGGGUAACCACCAGGUGGUCGAGAUGGCCUACCAGCGAACCAAGAACUUUGACAAGCUCUCGUUCAUCUACCUGAUCACAGGCAACCUGGAGAAACUCAAGAAGAUGAUGAAGAUCGCUGAGAUCCGUAAAGAUACGAGCGGCCACUUCCAGAACGCUCUCUUCCUUGGUGACGUGUCGGAGCGAGUGCGCAUCCUCAAGAACUGUGGACAGAAGGCGCUGGCAUACCUGACGGCUGCCACGCACGGUCUUGAUGACGAGGCGGAGGAACUCAAGAACCAGUUUGAUUCGCAGAAGGAAAACCUACCUGAAGUGUUCCCCGGUGCCACCCUGCUGCAGCCACCACCACCUAUCAACCAGCAGGAGAGUAACUGGCCGCUGCUGACCGUCACCAAGGGAUUCUUCGAGGGUGCCAUGGCUGCUCGCGGGGCAGCGACAGGCGUGUCGGCCAUGACAGCUGUGGCAGGCGGUGACGAGGAAGGAUGGGGUGAUGAUGCGGAUCUCCUCCUUGAUGAAGAUGGUGGAUUUGGUGGUGGCGAGGGUCUUGAUGAUGAGGACCUGGUUGGCAAGGCUGAUGAUGGCGGUGGAUGGGACGUGGGUGAUGAGGACCUUGAGCUGCCCGCUGAUCUGGAUGUUGGUCCGAUCGCUGGUGGAGAUGACGAGGGAUACUUCGUACCACCGACCAAGGGCACAAGCCAGGCCCAGAUAUGGUGUAAUAAUUCACAGCUGCCAGUCGAUCAUAUCCUGGCUGGCUCGUUUGAGACAGCCAUGAGGCUGUUGCAUGAUCAAGUUGGUGUCGUUGCCUUUGAGCCGUAUAAACAGGUGUUCUUACAGACAUACGCUCGCAGCCGCACUGCGUACGCCAACCUGCCAUCAACGCCACCUAUGUUUGGUUAUCCUCACAGAAAUUGGCGUGAGGCUGGAGCAAAGGGUGGGAUGGCAGCAGUCGGGUUAAAACUAAACGACUUGGUUCAGCGGUUGCAGGGUGCCUACCAGAUGACCACGCAGGGCAAGUUUGUGGAGGCGGCUGAGCGCUUCCGCUCCAUCCUGCUCACCAUUCCUCUCCUCGUCGUACAAAACAAACAGGAAAUCGCUGAGGCCCAACAACUUCUCGAGAUUUGUCGUGAAUAUAUAGUUGGUUUGAGUAUGGAGUUAACACGGAAGGACAUGCCCAAGUCAACUCUUGAUGAACAAAAACGCAUAUGUGAGAUGGCAGCCUACUUCACACAUUGUAAUCUCCAGUCAGUUCAUCUCAUCCUGACUUUGAGGACAGCUCUCAAUCUCUUCUUUAAACUAAAGAAUUAUAAGACAGCGGCAUCAUUUGCCAGACGUCUUCUUGAAUGUGGACCGAGACCAGAAGUUGCUACACAGACGCGUAAGAUCCUGCAGGCUUGUGAGAAGAACCCGUCGGACGCCCAUGAGCUCAAGUACGACCAACACAAUCCAUUUGAUAUCUGUGCCGCAUCAUUCACACCGAUUUACAAGGGUAAACCAGUGGUGAAGUGUCCGCUAAGUCAGGCCUGCUAUCAUCCGCAGUACAAGGGCGAGGUGUGCCGCGUAUCUAAAGUCACCGAGAUCGGCAAGGACUGUAUAGGCCUCAGGAUUAGCCAGAUCCAGUUCAGAUAGACACUCACUUUAAAUAUUUGUCCCUUGGACUUUAUGCACCUCAUGAUAAAUCUGAUCCAAUCUGGUGACUUACUUGGAAGAUGCGUCCUGUAAUAAUGGAGUGUCAGCUGGAAAGAAGAUUUUCUUCUUGUUCACAAGCAUUUUGACAAAAUAUAUUUGUGUAAGUGAUGACAUGAGCAGUGAUAUUUCUAUAUUUGAUUAUUGGUAAGACGUGAUGAAGUUUGUUGAUGCAAUCUAGCUGCUGCUUGCUUCCCCUAAUUAUGGUGUGUUCAGGUGAAGCCACUCUCGGACGAACCACGUGCUGGAGAUUGGUUUUGUUAGCUGCAAAGAUGUUGAGAUGCCAAGAUCACAUUUAGCCGAUCCUGGCUGAGCAUGUGUUCCUUAUCAACACACACAGGUGAGCUUGUGCUUGGAGCUGAUCCUGGCUGAGCACGUGUUCCUUAUCAACACACACAGGUGAGCUUGUGCUUGGAGCUGAUCCUGGCUGAGCACGUGUUCCUUAUCAACACACACAGGUGAGCUUGUGCUUGGAGCUGAUCCUGGCUGAGCACGUGUUCCUUAUCAACACUCACAGGUGAGCUUGUGCUUGGAGCUGAUCCUGGCUGAGCACGUGUUCCUUAUCAACAUGCACAGGUGAGCUUGUGCUUGGAGCUGAUCCUGGCUGAGCACGUGUUCCUUAUCAACACUCACAGGUGAGCUUGUGCUUGGAGCUGAUCCUGGCUGAGCACGUGUUCCUUAUCAACAUGCACAGGUGAGCUUGUGCUUGGAGCUGAUCCUGGCUGAGCACGUGUUCCUUAUCAACAUUCACAGGUGAGCUUGUGCUUGGAGCCGAUCCUGGCUGAGCACGUGUUCCUUAUCAACACUCACAGGUGAGCUUGUGCUUGGAAGAAUAUCACUGCCAGCUCGUUGACAGGUGUAUCUUUUCUGAAGAUGCUGAUACAUGUGAUCUAUUACUGUCAAAAAGAUGAAGGUUGUGACUUAAUCUGUUGUGACCUGCUUGUCUCUGGGGGCUUACUGAAUGUAGUUCAUGAUAUAUCCUUGACACAGAGAUGUUUUGUAGGAAUAUCUUGUAAAAAGGGGAUCAUGCUAUCAUAUAAUUAUUUCCCAUUAACCAUGUGAGCACUCAUUUGGCCAUGUUCUACAUGUGUUUGUAUUCAAAAACCUUGUUGACAUUUUUAACCCUUAGAGGACAUGUGGUUUCCUCCCUCGUCUAUUUGAGCAAGACCAAAUUAAUGGCCUUUUUUUUGCGACCAAUAUUAAGGUAUGAAUUCUUAUUUAUAGAUUGCUAUUUAUGCAAGAAAGACUCCUCGGUUUCUGAGUAGUUCAGUGCCUGUUAAUCUCGUUGUUGUACAUUACUAUGUUUUUACCAGUGACCUUCAUAAACGAUGACGCAACACGCAUUAAUUGGCUCAACAUAACAGCGUCACGCUAAUGCAAAAUGUCAUGUUCCUUGCAUUUCAUAAGGAUUACUGAUCAAUCCAGACAGCGAUUGCAGCGCCCACGUGACACAGCUUGCUCAUUUCUGUCAUCACAAUGAUGGUUUAUAUUGUUGACGCGGUAACUUUGUCCUCGAAGGAAUGAAGUGUACGCUAGAUGCCACAUGUAAAUGCCAGUUCAUUGGUGUGAAUCACUUCAUUAUCAAAUUAUCAUAACGUGUAAUAAAGUUAUUUAUGCUUAUUUACUGGAAAACAUCAGAAA
Molecule: messenger RNA, 5610 nt
Organism: Lineus longissimus
Lineage: Eukaryota; Metazoa; Nemertea; Pilidiophora; Heteronemertea; Lineidae
Product: coatomer subunit alpha-like
Exons: 31
Coding region: 118-3912 (1264 amino acids)
Biological process (GO): endoplasmic reticulum to Golgi vesicle-mediated transport; retrograde vesicle-mediated transport, Golgi to endoplasmic reticulum; intracellular protein transport
Cellular component (GO): COPI vesicle coat
Molecular function (GO): protein binding; structural molecule activity
Source: RefSeq, a predicted model, not a curated record